AUGAGAGAAGUCCGAUGCUCGCAGCAAUCGGUGAACACGAACGGCACAGCGAACAUAAAAGCCCGCAAGUCCGUUAUGGAUUCGUCGCAAAGUAGCGACGGGUUCUUAAGGAUCUACCAGGUGGAGAACCUGGAUAGCCAGAACUACGGAGCGCUUUUCCUGGAUGUCAACGUUGACCAGGUGGAGGACCUGCACAGCCAGAAUUACGUAAAAUUAGUCCUGAAGGUCAAAAGUGACCAGGUCAAGAACCUGGACAGUCAGAACUACGGAGCGCUUUUCCUGGAUGUCGAAAUCGACCAGGUGGAGGACCUGCACAGCCAGAAUUACGUAAAAUUAGUCCUGAAGGUCAAAAGUGACCAGGUCAAGAACCUGGACAGUCAGAACUACGGAGCGCUUUUCCUGGAUGUCGAAAUCGACCAGGUGGAGGACCUGCACAGCCAGAAUUACGUAAAAUUAGUCCUGAAGGUCAAAAGUCACCAGGUCAAGAACCUGGACAGUCAGAACUACGGAGCGCUUUUCAUGGAUGUCAAGAUUGACCAGGUGGAGAACCUGGAUAGCCAGAACUACAAUGUCAACGCCAUUGGUUUCGAUGUAUGA
Molecule: messenger RNA, 597 nt
Organism: Neodiprion virginianus
Lineage: Eukaryota; Metazoa; Arthropoda; Insecta; Hymenoptera; Diprionidae
Exons: 3
Coding region: 1-597 (198 amino acids)
Source: RefSeq, a predicted model, not a curated record